Amphiprion ocellaris (clown anemonefish) is the source of this 2300-nucleotide messenger RNA. It is a transcript of the gene poc5, whose product is annotated as POC5 centriolar protein homolog (Chlamydomonas). NCBI's taxonomy places the organism in Eukaryota, Metazoa, Chordata, Actinopteri, Pomacentridae. The transcript is spliced from 13 exons. Gene Ontology annotation, cellular component: centrosome. Bases 84 to 1796 code for a protein of 570 amino acids. The record is from RefSeq and is a predicted model, not a curated record.
AACGGCAAAGCAAGCACUUUCUAACUGACGACCAACUUGAGAAACGGAUAAGACUCGGUACUCUGCAAAGACAUAUAAAAGAAAUGUCCUCAGAUGAAGAGGAACCAACCAGUCCUGUCCUACCCAAAGACUCAGACCGAGGCAGCUCUGUGUCCUCUGAACUUCAGGAUGAGUAUGAGGAGCUCCUCCGCUAUGCUGUUGUCACCCCGAAGCUUGACACACUCACCAACGUUCAACAGAAGCAGCUGAGCACCUCACAUCUGUCUGCAGGGGGUCGGACUUCCCUGAGUAAAGAUGACACAAAGUCACAGCACCAAGAUGAAGAUAAAGAUGGGAGGCAUUCUAGCAGGAGCUUGAGAUCAUCACAGGUCUCCCCGUUGAUUGUUGAGCCCUCUACAAGUUCAAAAGCCUUUCAUGCUGACAAGAGGGGAGGCCAGUCAUCUAGCAGGGCGUCACUGUUCUCAGACGCUCCCUCAGACAGGUUACAGGUGACGUCUGGAAGGUCUAGGCCAAACAGCCCGGACCCCCUCGAGUUUGCUGUGACAGAGAUGUUUAUUUCAGAGGAGAACUUAAACAAGAUGGAGAAUAUUCUGAACACAUGGAGCAAUAAUUUGAAGUCAAAUGUGCUGACUGAACUACGAAAGUGGAAGUUGGCGUUCAUGGAGCAACACAAGAUGGAGAUAAUGAAGGAGCGGGAGAGGCAUGCCACCCAGACAGCUGGCCUGAAGUCAGAGCUAAAUAGCCUAAAGGAGCUGCUGCAAACCUAUGAGACUUCCAACAAGAGAAAAGAUGAGGUGAUCGGGAACCUGAGUCAGGUGUUGGACAGACAGAAAGACAAGCUUGAAAAGAUGAGGGCGUUCACCCACUGGAGACUUCAGCACACUGAGGCCAAAGAAGAGGCUCAUGCGUUUCAGGUAGCGCGGCAGCACUACAAUUUGCAGCUGAAGAAGAAGGUGUGGCUCGGCUGGCACUCUCUGGUCCAGAAACACUGGAAGGUCAAAGUGGAGCGAGCUUGCCGUUCGAGGGCCGAAGAGGUCUGCAGCCAAAUGUCUUCAGAGUAUGAGGCCAAGCUUGCUGAGCACUGCGAAGCUAUCGAGAAGGCCCAGGCAGAGAUCCGGAGACUACGAUUAGAGCGAGAGCAGUAUGAGGAAUCUAUGAAGAAAGCCUUCAUGAGGGGUGUAUGUGCUCUCAACAUGGAGGCGCUCAGCAUGUUCCACUCUACAGACGGACGGUCAGAACAACCUCCAGUUCAUGAUCCUCUACCUUCUCAGGAUGAAGCUGGCUCUGCUACACUAGCUCAGCUUCAUCCCUAUACCACCUCGUCAGCACGUUUCAGUCCAGUCCACUUAGACCACCCAGACCCUUCCCACAGUGAAGCAGAUGAUGUGGUGGGCUCUGGUCCGGCUAUGUCACAGGAAGAAGUACUCCCUGCCACUACAGUGGUGCACAGCUCACUCCCUCUUGGUGGCAUUUCAAGUUCCCACAAACAGGUCAGCGGUCGUAGCAUCACAGCAAGUCAACAAAAACCAUCAAAGACUGUAAUGGCUCGCAUCACUGCACGCGCUGAUGUUGGAAAGGCGGCACGCAGCAACCUCCAGGUGAUGGGAGUGGCUCCGCCCAUGAGCUCUGUGAUAGUCGAACGCCAUCAUCCCGUUACACAGCUGACCAUUGGACAGGCCACAGCUGCCAAAUUUCCUCGCUCCACCCAGCAAAGCCACACGUCCACUGGAGGCAAAGGCUCAUCGAGAACACAAACCAGCACGUGCCAUGUACACUCCAUCAAAGUAGUCGACUGAUUACACACACAUUUCACACAAAGUGUAGCUCACCUAGUCUAGAUUUAAGAUUUAACAUAUUCUAUGCAACAAUCCUAUGAAUUUCUACUUUGAAAUUAAUUUAAAGUCCAUUUUACUUUGAGACUUUGAAAUGAUUUUGACUUCCCCUCUUCUUUUCAGUUUCUUUCUUGACUGUGAAAUGUACAAUUUCCUGAGCAGUACGGUUUUCUCAGGAGAGUUCUGCAUAGCCAGGUGUUGAGAACUGCAUAUGUAAAUGUUUUUAAUUGUUACAGACAGAACAGAGUUUAGAAUUGCAAAAUGGACAUUUAUUUCCUAUAAAAAAAUGUACUUGUAAAUUAUGCACAGUGACAGUGAGCUGUAAUUUUUAAAAUCACACUUACUUGUGUAUUGAUCCAUGUUGCGGUGACUAUCCAACACCAACGUUGUUUACUUUGCCUUGCCAAAGCUGUAUCCUAAUGAUCUGAUGUUAUUUUUAAAAAUAAAUUAUUUUACUACCUUCCUGGA